Acanthisitta chloris (rifleman) is the source of this 1035-nucleotide messenger RNA. RefSeq names its product ankyrin repeat and death domain-containing protein 1A-like. The record is from RefSeq and is a predicted model, not a curated record. Gene Ontology annotation, cellular component: ciliary inversin compartment. Gene Ontology annotation, molecular function: protein binding. NCBI's taxonomy places the organism in Eukaryota, Metazoa, Chordata, Aves, Passeriformes, Acanthisittidae. The transcript has 11 exons. Gene Ontology annotation, biological process: protein localization to ciliary inversin compartment. The annotation marks the transcript as partial.
AUGGGGGACGACUUGGCGUCGGAGGACGACACUCUGCUUCAGUCAGAGAAGGAGUUCCAUGAUGCAGCAAAGCGUAACGACACAGCCAGGAUGGAGGAGCUCAUCAGGAGAGGGGUUGACAUCAAAGCCAAAAAUAAUACAGACCGGACUGCCCUGCACUGGGCUGCAGGAGCAGGGAAUAUGGAUGCUGUGAGACUGCUCCUGGAUCAUGAUGUCCCUGUGGAUGAUGAAGACAGUUUUGGAAUGAAUGCACUUCUCCUGUCUGCCUGGUUUGGCCACCUCCGUGUCCUGCAGAUCCUUGUCAAUGCUGGGGCCAAGAUUAACCGUGUCAACAGGCAUGGCAGGAACAUGCUCCACUGUGCUGCUCAAAGGGGACACAUCCAGGUGAUGGAGUUUAUCAUGGAAAACCUGGAGGAUGUGUGUGUGGAUGAGACAGACAAGAUGGACAGGACAGCAUUUCACCUGGCCGCAGAGCAGGGGCAGCUGAAGGUGGUGGAGCUCCUCAUUCGACUGGGCUGUUCUCACAGUGCCAAAGACAAGGAAGAAAAUACAGCAUUGCAUUUAGCUGCUAAAAAUGGACACCUCUCUGUGCUGCAGAAGAUUAUAGAUAUUGGAGUAGACCUUGAUGAAAAAAACUCAGAAGGACUUACAGCUCUGCACUUGGCUGCUGAGGGGGGUCACAGUGACUGUGUGAAGCUGCUUGUGGAAGCAGGUGCUGAUGUCAAUGCCCAAAACCAGAAGAAGAUGAACUGCCUUCAUUACGCAGCACUGGGUGGCUAUGAGGAGAUAGCCAGGAUCCUCAUGGAGGCAGGAAUCCACAUGGACACUGUUAAUCAUCAAAAUGCAUCAGCAACACACAUCGCAGUCCUGCAGAACUUCCCAGCCGUGGUGAAGCUCUUCAUUGAUGCAGGGUGUGACCUUGACAUUCCUGACAAUAGGCAGCAGACCUCACUGCACAUCGCCGCGGAGCAUGGCAGGCAGGACAUUGCCGAGAUGAUUCUCAUGGCAGGGGUUAACUUGAAACUAACAGACAAG